Messenger RNA from Coccidioides posadasii C735 delta SOWgp, 961 nucleotides. Its product is annotated as mitochondrial 37S ribosomal protein uS15m. NCBI's taxonomy places the organism in Eukaryota, Fungi, Ascomycota, Eurotiomycetes, Onygenales, Onygenaceae. Gene Ontology annotation, biological process: translation. The record is from RefSeq and is a predicted model, not a curated record. Gene Ontology annotation, molecular function: structural constituent of ribosome. Gene Ontology annotation, cellular component: ribosome.
AUGCCGCCACGAAUUCCAAUUCAAUCGUGUUCCAAAUCCCUUAACGGGCCACUAUACAACUGGUUCGCUGGCCUCUCUCUUGGGCCCAGCGUUUAUUCCAGAUCUGCCUCAUCCAAGACGAAGCGCCAAAAGAAACACUAUGACCCGUUUGCAUUGGCGCAGGCUCGCCAAAGGAAAGCUGCGAAUUUGUCCCGGCAGCGUGGUUUAAAAGAAGAACGUGAAGCCGCGCGUGGAGAUCCGGUGGUGGGAAAACCGACAGCUUUGACCGAGGCGUUGCUAAAUGGGCAAGUUAUCCCUCCAAGCUCAUCAGCGGCAACCAGCGAGGCACCGGCCAGCUCAUCGGAUCUUAACUUCUUUCUGUCGGCGGACGAAUUGAACUUCGCCCUUGCACGCUCGGAGAAAAAUACCCAGCCUGUGGUAGAGGAGGGCCCUUCUUUCGACCCGCAAAAGGCGGAGGAGGAAGCGAAAAGGCACUCGGCCAAGCACAAGAAUGCCGAGGAAGCAGUGAGACGUAUCAUGCAGAUGAACAACGCCAGCAGCAAAGAUCGAACACGGCUGAACAUCCAGCGUUGUAUCGAAACGUUCGGGCGACAUAAUACAGACGCGGCUCUUCCUCCAAAGCCAGAGGCCCCCUCACACCCUUCUGCACCUCAACAUCCUCCCAGACCAUCUCGUGCCGGUCCAGAUACCGGUUCAUCCGAAGUUCAGGUCGCGAUUUUAACCACAAAGAUUCUUACUCUUGCAAAACAAUUGGAGACUACUUCACACAAAGAUAAGCACAACAAGCGGAACCUCAGAUUACUAGUUCAUAAACGACAAAAGCUGCUUAACUAUCUUCGGAAAAAGGAACGUGGGGGUCCAAGAUGGCAGAACUUGGUGAACACACUCGGUCUCAGUGAUGCGACUUGGAAAGGGGAAAUCAGUCUAUAGGAGCGAUGCGUGGAUAUAUGUACUGUACUAU